Molecule: messenger RNA, 4983 nt
Organism: Myotis daubentonii (Daubenton's bat)
Lineage: Eukaryota; Metazoa; Chordata; Mammalia; Chiroptera; Vespertilionidae
Gene: KCTD1
Product: potassium channel tetramerization domain containing 1
Exons: 2
Coding region: 331-2643 (770 amino acids)
Biological process (GO): protein homooligomerization; negative regulation of DNA-templated transcription
Cellular component (GO): nucleus
Molecular function (GO): transcription factor binding; transcription corepressor activity
Source: RefSeq, a predicted model, not a curated record
CGGGAGUGCUUCACCCCCUCCGACAGCUCUCCCUCCCCUUCCACCCCCCACCCCCACCCAUCAAAGUUUUCUGAACCGUGGGGAGAUGGGUGGAGGAGGAAGAGGGUCCAGCCAGCCUCCGUCCGUCCUUCCCCUCGCUCGGGCUAACUUUCCCCACCGCCCCUCCAUCCCCCGCGGAGCCGCGCGGCGAGCUGACAAUUGGAGCGCGGCUCCUUUAAGAGCCCGGCUGUGCCUCCCGGUAGCUGAAGGUCAUUAAACACAAAAGCGCUCGGCGCUGCGGUCCAAUAUAGCGCAUGCGCCCUGCCCGGGGACUGGCAGGGAGACGGCAAUAUGGCGAGAAUGCCUGGCCGCGGGGACUGGAGCACCAGCGCGGGCGGCAGCGCCACCGCCGCCGCCGAGAACAAUGGGGAGCGGGGCGAGGGCGAGCGCGGGGCGCGGGGUCGGGGGCGCCGCCGCGGCCGCCCGCACGACUGCAGCGCGGGCGAGGAGGAGGAGGAGGAGGAGGAAGAGGAGGACGAGAUCCAGGAGGUGCAGAUAACGGGGGACGAGGAGGAGGAGGACGCAGGCGGGGGGCUGGAGGAGGACGAGGAGGAGGAGGAGGAGGAGGAGAUGGGGCUGGACUGGGAUGCGCGCCUGGAGCCCGAGGACUCGGCCGGGGAGGAGCUGGAGCCGGAGCCGGAGCCGGUCCGUAGGAUCGAUAUGGACCAGGGCGCCGCGCUGGAGCCCGAGGCGCCGCCGCGGCUGCUGCCGGCCCGCGCUCGCGGCGCGCCUCCCGGGGACGGCGCGGAGCUGGACCCCGACGGGCUGCAGCGCCCCGAGCGGGCCCGGCUGAGCGAGAACACCCGGCUGGCCACCCGCUACGCCGUGCGCAUCUUCCGGGAGUACCUGAGCGAGAAGGCGCAGAGCCCGGACUUCGAGACCAUGGACAAGGGGGCGCUGUGCCGCGUGCUGCGCUCCUUCUACGCCGAGGCGCGCUCCAAGAGCGGCCAGCUCUACAGCAAGUCGUCGCUCAUCAGCAUCCGCAGCUCCCUCAACCGCUACCUCAACGAGCCGCCCUACUGCCGCACGCUCGACCUCACCAAGGACCCCGAGCUGCGCAGCGCCAACCUGACGCUGGCCGCCGUCAUCCGCAAGCUGGAGGAGCAGGGCGCGGGGCCCGUGGUGCAGAAGCAGGCCAUCACGCGCGCCGACCUGCGCAAGCUCUACACCUCCAGCGUCUUCGGCGCCGGCACGCCCUUCGGGCUGCUCAACAAGGUCUGGUUCGAGACGUGCAUGUACUUCUGCACGCGCGGCCGCGAGAACCAGCGCGAGCUGGAGGAGGACUCCUUCGGGCUGGCCAUGGACGAGGACGGCCGCAAGUUCGUCUACUUCAAGUCCCUCGGGCCCUACCACAAGUCGCGCUCGUCGUCCUGGAGCAAGAAGCGCGCGGAGAGCAGCGACGAGGAGAACCUGCCGCGCAUGUACGAGACGGGCACCGAGUUCUGCCCCUACGCCAGCUUCGUCAAGUACCUGUCCAAGCGCAACCCGCUGUGCAAGGCGUUCUUCCAGCGGCCGCGGGACCACUGCAGCGAGGGCGACGUGACCUGGUAUGAGAACAAAGCCAUCGGCAAGAACUUGCUGGGCACCCGCAUGCAGAUGCUCUCCAAGGCGGCCAAGCUCUCCAAGACCUACACCAACCAUUGCAUCGGCGCCGUCUCCAUCGCCACGCUCAACAGCAUCGCGGGCAUCGGCACCAAACUGGGCUCGCCCGCCCUGCAGGGCUGCUACGCCGAGGCUCUGAACGGGGCGGCCCGCCACCACUCCCACCACCCCCCGGCGCCUCCCUCCCACCACCACCGCCCCCAGCCGCCCGCGCUGGGGAACACCUACGUCCUCCCCAAAGACAGCCUGGGCGCGCCCGACGUGAAAGCCGAGGCUGCGCCCAAGCGCGCCCUGUACGAGUCGGUGUUCGCGCCGGGGGACCUCUGCGGCCCCUCUUCGCCCAAAAGACUCUGCCUCCGGCCCUCGGAGCCCGCGGACGCGGCGGUGGUGGUGGUUUCCGUGAAACACGACCCCCUGCCUCUCCCUCCCGAAGCCAAUGGGCACAGAAGCACCAGUUCUCCCGCCAUAGUUCCACCUGCUAUCGUUUCCCCCGCCCAGCACCACGUUCUAGGUGGAGACCGGGGCCUUAGGUGGAGGCUUCUGGUCUUGGGGUUUUCCCUGGAGGAAUCUAUUCGCAUGAUUAAAGUGGCCUUUAUCUCGGAGACUCCUCUCUCCCAGCCAGACCCCGGAGGGCCCCGGGGCCGGCCGGGCUCUGCAGGCGGGAGCAGCCACCCACCGGAGGUUUCACAGCUGUGCCCUCCCUGCCAGGGAGCAGCGUGGAAUCCGGGCCGUACGUCUGCAAGUGCAGUGCAGGCCCUUCAGGGAACAGAUGUCAGGUACCUCUGCGCUUUUUCCCAAGUGGAAAUUCCAGUUCUGGACAAACUGACCCUUUCAAACAUUUACCAGCUAAUCAGCGAGCCUCAAGGCCAACUGAGAAAGGCUGUGAGCGAUCAUAGAAACACCCAAGUUCUCGAAACUCUGCGAGGCUGUGGGCUCUCGGUCUUCCCCUCUGUACUCCUGGUGUGUGGAGCGCGUUUCCGACAGGCCCGGAGGUUGGCUUAGGGCAGGGGUGGGGAACCUUUCUUCCGGCCAAGGACCACUGGGCUAUUUAUAACACCAUUCGCGGGCCAUACAGAAUUAUCAGCUCAGAAGUGAGCCUGCUAUAUUUGGUCAAACGUUUCAUGAACUGCCCGCUAAUGCCUUGGCAGGGCCAGACCGAAGGACUUCUCAGGCCUUAUAUGGCCCGCGGGCCCAUGUUCCCGACCUCUGUUUUAAGGAGGAUUGCUUCUCUUUGGAGAAUUUGGGUUUGCUUUUCCUUUGAAAGCAAAAAUGAAUGUUCAUAUUCUUCUACUAAAGUGAAAACCCUUAAAACGCCCUGGUUCCGAAUAGCAUCUGGUUAAGAGCUAGAAGCCUACGAGAGUUUAGUGAAGUGCAUGUCUGCUCGGAAUAAUAACGACACAGUUCGUCUCCUGGCGUCUGUCUGCUGGCUUCCUGACACCCGUGUCAUUACAGAAUCAUGACCUAAGACCCCGGCGAUUCGCCGGGUUUGUGUAGCUGCUUCCUUUGGUUUGAAGGAGUGCAGUCUGUCGCAGUCUUUUAUUUUAACCGGGUGAGACACAUCCGUUCUCUAAACCUGAAGACUAGUUCUUCUCUUUUUUUCUUGAGUUGUCAGUUAGCUCCCAAGUUAAGUAUGAAUGUGAGUAUCCACAUAUUGGUUAUGUCCUUACCAUGGCUCUCGAACUAAGUCCCCUGUAGUUAAAAAUGCGACUAAAAGUUGUUCUCUCCGCACAUAGUUAACAGUCAGCUUCUCACUGACAUUGGAGUCAGUUUUUAGAAAUCAGCAGUAAGAAAUGUACAGGCACGCUGCAGUAAGCACCAGAGAACUCGCUGUAGGAAGCCCGAGUAUUCUAAGUCUAAAACCAAUGUUUCCGUAAAAGCUGAGCUUAAACUUUUCCUGCGUCUGUUUAUUAAAACCACUGUAGCGGUUGAGGUCCAGGGCAUUUCCUGGGAUUGAUGACUGGCCCAAGGCAUAGCUCCAGGUGGCCAUCUCCUCCAGCUGGCACGAAUCCCCGGGGAAUGCCAUGUGCCCGUCCCGGUCCAGUCCUCGGUACUUAAUUAUCAACACGGGCUGUCUGACCUCACUCCUGACGGGACCCCGAGUGCUGUGUCCCCGAAGUCCACUGGUGCCCAUGCUAUUCUGGACUCUCGCUAAUGCCGCCACACCUUGGUGCUGGAGUUCCCUUCUGACAUUGUGAGCUUCUCAAAAAAAAAAAAUGAAGAGCCUGUUACUUUUCAGGGGUGGGGCCCCUUUUUUCCUGCCAAGGGCCACUUGGAUAGUUAAAAGAUCAUUCGAGGGCCAUCCGAAGUCAUCAACUUAAAAUCAGCCCGCUGAACUUGGUCAGACAUUUCGUUAACUCCCCCCUAAUGUCUCGGCAGGGCCAGCCCCAAGGAUUUCAUGGGCCUUAGGCGGCCCGCAGGCCAGGCGUCCCCCACCGCUGCAUUUAAAUGCAUUGACCCUUUUUAUGAGGACAUUAAUAAGCGAGUUGGUUAUGGGACUGGCUGGAAAAUGAAUGCGCUUGAGGAUUAACGAAGAUGGAGUUUGUGAUUUUUACUCCUGUGAAGUGCGUGGGUUUUGUUUUUCAUGGGGGGGAGGUGUGAUCGUUGCUCUAACUGAUUCGCUCUUUAACUCUUCCUCUUGAAUGGCUGCGUUCAACGUCAAGAGUAGGUUUAGUUCCCUUUUCCCCCACGAGCUGCUGUCAUCUCAGAUGGUCCGGUUAUGGGUGCAACUUCCCAGCUCCCAGGUGGCGAUCACGUGGUUCAUCUUCCACGGUUUAUCGGGCCUCUUCUGCAUCCUCCUGGCCGGUCUCUGCAUCUCCACAGCAUUUUCCCCGCCUCGGAGAACAGUCCUUCGGUUUAGAGAGAUGACACAGAUUUCCAGCGUUGGUCUUUAUAACCUAACUUACACAACUGUAGAAUACCAAUAGGAGCUGAGAUUUUACAUAUCAUCGUGCUGUUGCCUCGUGUGUAUAUAGACUGUGCCUCUCUCCAGGACCAAACGAAAAAUGUGAACAUGAGCUCCCUGAAGUGCACUGGGGAGCAUUCGUCAGCCUGUGACAAAGCUGCAAGUCAGUUGCACUCACUUGACCCUAACCCAGAUUAUUUCCAGAAAUACUUUUAAGGAAUUCCGAAAGUGGAAAGUCUAUUAGCGGAAAGAUUCCGGAGUCGGCGGAGCAUGUCCGCUGCUGCUGUUUCAUUGUCUUCAGUGGGGGCCAGAGUUGUCCUCACUGUUUCCGAGCUGGAAACUGGAGCACCCCCCCCCGUGGGGCGUGCAUCCCUCCUGCCCUCGCCUCGAGGAGCCAGCGCUGGUUGCACUGGGAGGCCAGCUCACUCCGGUCCAGGUGC